Molecule: messenger RNA, 783 nt
Organism: Aspergillus ibericus CBS 121593
Lineage: Eukaryota; Fungi; Ascomycota; Eurotiomycetes; Eurotiales; Aspergillaceae
Exons: 1
Coding region: 124-621 (165 amino acids)
Source: RefSeq, a predicted model, not a curated record
GAUAUUUUUAUCGCAGCUAGUGAGGAUGAUACGGAGACUAAUCCCAUCCUCCUCCUAUUGUCUCUAAUUCUAUCGACUCAACGAGUCAUCGAUGGACCAAGGCCGUAACUCAUUUUUCACGGCAUGAGGUUGGUUGGGAUUCGGGCGGCGACCAAGGCACCGCCGGAGUAUCUGCCGAGUCUCUUGGGUCUUGCCCCUGGAUUUUCCCCCGGUGGGGCGCUUCAGCAUCCAUCCAUCCAUCCAUCCAUCAGCCAUGCAGGACGAGCCGUCCGAUCGCCGUCCUGCAGUGUCGGCGUGUUCAAAGCGCUCCGUACGAAGUACCUCCGGAGGGUCGAGGUAGAGACAGGGGAGGUUCCAAUGCUCUGGAUGGGGUCCCGGACCGCGACCUGCUCUCCCAUUAUCUGGCCAGCGGGCGAAUCUUAUCGGACGAGAAUCCAACGACGGCCUUGUAGGACCAACAUUGCUGCCCAGCCCUGCAUCAGGUUGCGGAUGAGCCACGAGGAAUGUCUGGACCUGCUCAAUCAGGCAGCCCCAGCGCCAAUGAACCUGGCGCGCUUCGCUAGAGGGCGUCCCAAUCGAAGCAUGCUCUCAUCCAUACCAGAGCCUGGAACUAGUGCGUAGCGGAGGCCUCCCUUCGCGCUGUCAAACAAUGAAUUCCAGCCGCAAGCCAUGCCACCAAGCCAUGCCCGCUGAUCGGGGCGCGCGAUACCAGGACCGAUUGAAAUGUGAACUGGGUACGAUCUGGCCAGCGCGAAUAUGUUGAUCAGAACCCUGGACGAGUGU